Messenger RNA from Rotaria sp. Silwood2, 227 nucleotides. The record is from the annotation of a GenBank genome assembly. Lineage: Eukaryota; Metazoa; Rotifera; Eurotatoria; Philodinida; Philodinidae.
AACUGAAAGAUCAAUGGAAAGAAAGAAUGUUAGAAAUAUUGUUAAAAGAAUUUCCGAAUUUAAAAGAUAAAAUAGUUUAUGUUGAUAAGGGUACAGCAAUUACGAAUGAUUUUUAUCUUGGAACUUAUCAUGGAGCUGCUUGUGGACUGGCCCAUACACCAGAGCGAUUUAGACAAGUGGAAAUUCUUUCACCAAUAUCGCCAAUCAAGAAUCUUUAUCUCUCGUGA